UAAAGAGUUCAUUAUUAAAAGCGAAAGUCCAGCCAGUUGUCUAAAUAAAAGUAAAUUCAAAUAUGUCAUUUUUGUUCAAUUUUGAUGCCCCAGAAUCAGAUCCUGCAGAUACAGGCUCCCCUGAACCAUGCAAAGAUUUAACAGAUGUUUCUCCAGCAUUUGAAGUCAAGGACUUUUUAAAUAGUCUUUCAAGUAAGCUUGAUUUAAAGCAGUUGACCUUUGGAAAGCACACAUUAAAUAUUGUAGAUACCAGUUCUAUUGAAGAAAAAAUACUUGAAGAAAAAGACACACUUUCAUCAUCUGAGAAGAUCAUUAAAGCAGUUGUCUCCCAUUCUGACUUAGUGGCAGGAGAGUACGAAGGUGGAUUAAAAAUUUGGGAAUGUGGAUUAGAUUUGAUAAGUUACCUGUCAUCACAUCCAUCUGGGACGUCACUCGACAUCAAGAGGAAGCUAGUUCUGGAGCUUGGGUGUGGUGUUGGCUUGCCAGGGCUUUACUGCAUUAAGUGUGGUGCACAGCGAGUGGACUUUCAGGAUUAUAAUGAGGAAGUGCUUCAAAUCUUGACCCAUACGAAUGUUGUCAACAACUCAGAAGGUGGAGAAGUGAGCAGUCAGUUUUUUGCUGGUGACUGGGCAAGUUUCAGUCAACUAGCUGAACAACAGAAUCUCAGGUAUGAUAUCAUAUUGAGUGCUGAGACUAUCUACAACACAGAGAACUAUCCAAAGCUGCAUCAAGUUUUUAAAGCAACACUUGCCCAAAACGGACUUGUAUUACUAGCUGCUAAAGAAUACUAUUUUGGUGUUGGUGGGAGCAUUGCUGCCUUUGAAGAAUUUGUUACAAAACAAAACUGUUUCAGCAUUGUAACAAUGCAUACAAUUACUGAAGGUAUAGCUAGAAAAAUCCUUUGUCUCCGUCACUUAUCUUCUCAAGAACCAAGCUGAGAUUUCAUGGAAAUUAAAUUUUUAAAACAUUUA
This is a messenger RNA of Physella acuta, 971 nucleotides long. Its product is annotated as histidine protein methyltransferase 1 homolog. NCBI's taxonomy places the organism in Eukaryota, Metazoa, Mollusca, Gastropoda, Physidae. Gene Ontology annotation, cellular component: nucleus. The record is from RefSeq and is a predicted model, not a curated record. Gene Ontology annotation, biological process: peptidyl-histidine methylation, to form tele-methylhistidine. Gene Ontology annotation, molecular function: protein-L-histidine N-tele-methyltransferase activity.